Messenger RNA from Fusarium musae, 249 nucleotides. RefSeq lists its product as uncharacterized. The coding region runs from base 1 to 249 and encodes 82 amino acids. Gene Ontology annotation, biological process: vacuole fusion, non-autophagic. The transcript has 4 exons. The record is from RefSeq and is a predicted model, not a curated record. Lineage: Eukaryota; Fungi; Ascomycota; Sordariomycetes; Hypocreales; Nectriaceae. Gene Ontology annotation, molecular function: endopeptidase inhibitor activity.
AUGCCUUCCUACAUCGUUACCUGCAAGGACGACGCGUCCGACGAUCAGGUCAAGUCGUACGUGCCGGCUCGAAAGAAUAUUCUAGAUAGUGCCAAGCAGCACGCCAUUGACCAGGGCGGCAAGAUCACACACGAGUACAGUCUCAUCAAAGGCUUCGCAGUCCAGUACGAUGACGACAAGAUUCAAACGCUUGAGAACCACGAGCACGUCAAGACAGUCGAGCCCGAUGGCGAGAUGAAGACCCAGUAA